Messenger RNA from Lycium ferocissimum, 1132 nucleotides. RefSeq lists its product as uncharacterized. Lineage: Eukaryota; Viridiplantae; Streptophyta; Magnoliopsida; Solanales; Solanaceae. Bases 375 to 941 code for a protein of 188 amino acids. The record is from RefSeq and is a predicted model, not a curated record. The transcript has 4 exons.
UAGUAAAUCGCCAAAAGUGUAAGAACCAAAAAAGAACUGAACUAAUAUAAAUAUUUGGACAACAUCACUUUGUUGAUAGUAUCUUGUAAUGCACUAAACCGGUCAUGUUUUGAUUAUUGCAGGAUAUAUUUGAGAGUGUUGACAUGAAUGAUCAUUGUGACCAGAUCUUGGGAUGGAUGAAAGAGUUAUGGAACAAAUGGAGAGGACACUUGCAUGCAAAAUAUGUGAAGGAUAAGUCAAUCCAACAGGCUCUUAAGAAUGUCCCAAAGGGUGUAGACAAGAAAGACUAGGAGUGGUUAGUAAAGGAACAUUUUUCUUCAGAUAGUUUUCAGGAGAGAAGCAACAGGAACGCAGCAAACCAAGCUAAGUUGAAGAUGUUGCAUCAUAUUGGUAGCAAGCCUAUUCGCAAGAUUAUUUAUCAAAAGGUAUUAUCAAAUAAUCUCUAUUUUCCUAAAAGAAAUAUUUAUGAGGUACUAUUUGACAUGUUUGCCUUUGAUGUAAAGGAAGGGAAAUAUGGCAAUCCACCGGAUUUGGUGACUAUUUUCUUUGACACUCGUAAGAAAGAUAACAAGCUUGUUGAACCUGAAGCAAUUGAAAAACAUGCUCAGAUUGAAGCAAUGGUUCAAUCGGAUCCAUCUCUACCUAGCAUAGAGAUUGUAGAAAAAUGUUGCGGACCUCAAACUCGUAGCCAUGUAUUUGGCUUUGGGGGUGGAGUAAAGGAAAAAGACUUGAAAGGUGGCGCUUCUUCAAAGGUUGAAUUACUGUCCGCGCUACGUUCAACUCAAGAGGAAAACAAAUUCUUGAAUGAGGAAAACAAAUCCUUGAAUGAUCGCUUGUCUACCUUAGAAGAUGAGAUGAAACAAAUUAAGAAAAUAAAAGAAUUCUUCGCUGCUCAACAAUCACAUGUCCUGCCUAUGACUUUGCCCAUUUCAACUGAAUGACCACUGUUUUUGUCUGCUUAGAUUUUGAAGAAAGAAGUUACCAGUCAAGAUGCAAGUUUAGAAGAUGCACAAGCUCAUUAUUAUUUUGCAAGGGAUGUUAUGCAAAACUUGAUGUCAUAGUCUAGCUCACGAUGCUAGCUAAGUGUUUUUGUUAAGUUGUUGAGCAAAUAUUGAAAUAGAACAUCAUGGGA